Nerophis lumbriciformis (worm pipefish) is the source of this 579-nucleotide messenger RNA. NCBI's taxonomy places the organism in Eukaryota, Metazoa, Chordata, Actinopteri, Syngnathiformes, Syngnathidae. The record is from RefSeq and is a predicted model, not a curated record.
AUGUCCACGUCCUCAUCUCAGAAAGACUCACCUACAACCUCCAACUCAACUGCUUUCGACGCGUUUUCUUUUGCGAUGGCCAGCAGAACUUCUGAGGACAACUCCAGCAAAGAGCAACAGCCAACUGGGGACGUGAAAAAGAAGCCUUGCCGUGCUUGUACGGACUUUAAAUCGUGGAUGAAGACACAGAAGCAGAAGACGACAGCUGCAGUGCAGGAUUCCCAAGUUGAACAAGAGCCCCAGUGUCCGCUGGACAGGCAAGAGUUGGGACGCAACACCUGGUCAUUUCUGCACACCAUGGCUGCAUAUUACCCUGAUGAACCAUCUGUCGGACAGCAGCAAGAGAUGGGCCAGUUUAUCAACCUUUUCUCCAAAUUCUUUCCUUGUGACGAAUGUGCAGAAGACCUCAGGGAGAGAUUAAAAACCAAUCAGCCAGACACGAGGAGCCGUCACGCUCUUUCCCAGUGGCUCUGUCGACUCCAUAACAACAUCAAUGUGCGUCUGGGCAAGCCUGAGUUCGAUUGCUCCCGAGUUGAUGAGAGGUGGAAGGAUGGAUGGAAAGACGGUUCCUGUGACUGA